Messenger RNA from Perkinsus marinus ATCC 50983, 371 nucleotides. RefSeq lists its product as hypothetical. The transcript has a single exon. The record is from RefSeq and is a predicted model, not a curated record. Gene Ontology annotation, molecular function: sphingomyelin synthase activity; ceramide cholinephosphotransferase activity. Gene Ontology annotation, biological process: ceramide biosynthetic process. Gene Ontology annotation, cellular component: Golgi membrane; endoplasmic reticulum membrane. The annotation marks the transcript as partial. NCBI's taxonomy places the organism in Eukaryota, Perkinsozoa, Perkinsida, Perkinsidae.
AUGAUGCUGAACUCAGUGGUGAACGUCUGGGUGGAGUAUCGAGCUGGUAGAUCAUGGCCACGAGACCCUUUCACUGGUCAGGUCAAAGACCCCAUAAUCCUGCCCGAUCUAGGCUUCCAAUUACUCCCUUAUAUUCCCAACGACAUCUUCGGCUUCAGUCUAGCCGAUGUGUCUAUGAACAUUGUGAUGGGCAUCGCAGUGGUCCGAGCAUUCGCAGGGUCCAAACCGGGACAUCCCUUCAUCGUGCUAAAGCGAGUGCUCCUCUUGAGCUCAGCCUCCUACCUAGGCCGGGCCAUCUCUGUGCCCAUCACCAUGCUACCUAGUCCGGACAUGCGAUGCGUACCCCACCUCGUUGAGGGCAGCAUGUUCUG